Messenger RNA from Trichoplusia ni (cabbage looper), 2169 nucleotides. Its product is annotated as PR domain zinc finger protein 1-like. Gene Ontology annotation, molecular function: protein binding. The transcript has 6 exons. Gene Ontology annotation, cellular component: nucleus. The record is from RefSeq and is a predicted model, not a curated record. Lineage: Eukaryota; Metazoa; Arthropoda; Insecta; Lepidoptera; Noctuidae. Bases 660 to 1538 code for a protein of 292 amino acids.
CGUGGUUAAAAGAUAUAAUAAUAUGUUAAGACUUUUUGUUGUUUUGUCACAUAUUUUCAAUCUUCCCUCGGGAACUACUUAAGAAAUCGGGAUAAAAGGUAGCCUAUGUUCUUUUCCAUGUCAAUGGCUAAAUGCAUGCCAAAUUUCAUCCAAAUCUGUUUAGCCGUUUUUACGUGGUUGAGUAACAAAAAUAAAACAUCUACACUUUCACAUUUAUAAUAUCAGUGAGGAUACUAAGGAUAUUAAAACUCCAUGUCAAAGGCGGGAAAUGACAAUUUCUGCAACAAACAGACCAGCCUUCUGAUCACGACAUACCGUAGCUGACAUAGACAUAGCUGAUGUCAACAUAGAGUUUUUCGAACGUUUUAUUUUAAUUAAUUAAUAACUGUUUUACAGAUUGCGAACAAUGUUCUGACUACGUCUACGAAUAUUGCGCUAUCCAUGGGCAUUUAUUGGUCAUACCAGAUGAUAAGGUACCUGUGAGAACUAAAUACCCAUCGUACGUCCCUCGGGCCGCUCUGACUAUACCACACGUAUUUCUGCACCUUGCACCGUCUGUUAUACCAGGUGCCGGUCUUGGCGUAUUCAGUACACUAACUUUGCCUCGCGGCGUCCGCUUCGGCCCGUACCGUGGAAAACGAACACAAGAAGUCGAAUCUAUGUAUUGUUGGCAGAUAUACGAUCGCAACAACAAGCCUAUGCACGUGAUAGACGCGGCGGACAGCGGCCGCUCCAACUGGCUGCGCUACGUCAACUGCGCGCGACACUGGCGCGAGCAGAACCUGCUGGCCUACCAGUACCAGGGGGAACUGUACUACCGGACCAUAAAAACAAUUCCUAGAUUCACGGAGCUCUUGGUGUUCUAUGGGAGCGAGUUCGCGAAUGUUCUAAACAUCAAUAUAAACAAAUACAACUGCGAUAAGUACUACAGAGAUCUACAACUAUCUAGUACACCAUUCACAAUACAACCUCAUAGGAAUAAUCCAAACAACCUUCCAAAAGCAAUUAUUUGUUCUGAAAAGGAAAAUAUCGUAUUUGAUUCCAUUGAAAACAAAAAUAAUAAAGAAAACAUUAAUAUUGAAGAAACAAUUUAUGACAUCGAAAAUGUUGACAACCCAUAUAACAUUAAUAUAAAAGGCGAUACUAUCAAAAUAGAAUUUAAACGAAACAAAGAAAUAAAAUACACUUGUGAAAUCUGUCAAAAAACUUUCAAUACUAAAAGCAUUUUAAAUCGCCAUAUUAAAAUUCAUGCAAAAAAUCGUGGAGAAAAUCAACUUUCAUAUCAAAAAUGUGAUAGGUCUACUAAUAAUAUAGAUAACUUUCAGAAAAAUUGCCAAAAGCGUGAAAGAAGAAGUUUUUAUACAACGCCAAAAAAAUGUGAACAAUGUCACUUUGAGACUCUAUCUCGUAAGGUUCUCCAGACUCAUAGAUCUAAACACAAAGGAAAUAUUUAUAAAUGUCAUCAUUGCGAAUACAGUAACCACUGUAAAUUUAAUCUGUCAAGGCAUAUUUAUAAUAAACAUAGAAAUUUGUUCUAAUAAAGCAAAAAAUAUCAAAUUUUACUCAACUGGUUUCAAGUACUGUGGGUCUACCACCACGUCUUAAAUUAAUAUAACUGCGGGUCUGUUUGUUAACACCACUGUCAUACAAAGAAAUCUAGUAUCAAACUAAGCAUAGCUUGUAUUUUGAUUACUAGACAACUGAUAAACAUACUUAUGUAUUUUUAGAUACAUAUUAUUGCUUAAUAUACUUACAACCUGGUCUCAGACUUUAAGUCCAUAGCCGUAGGACUCUAUCGUGAAAUAACACACCGUUUAAAAAAAUCUCACGUGUUCCUGUUUCCUCCUGAUGUUUUUCUCGCCCUUUUUAAGAAGUGGUUGGUUAUAUUUAAAUGAUGCAACGGUUUACUCUCGCCUUUAAUCGGGAUUGUUCGACUCACUCGGCCGCCGCCGCGUCUGCUCAUGUUUAAGUAAGGGUCUGAAACUAGUCGGGAAAUCCCGAUGCAUCAUUUGAUUUGAGUUUUAUGCAUAAAAUGUAUGGAUUAAGAAUAAUUUAAUAGAUUCGUAUCUAAACACUGAUUACCCAAUUAAUUCUUGAAUAACAUUGAUGUCAUCAAAGUCGAUUGUGAUUUGUAUAUUAUUAAGAAGUUUAUAGAAUUCAAGGCAAUUU